GUAGUAAAAAAAAAUGUUUGUUUAGAUUUACAAAUUUUGAUUAAAACAAAAAGAAAAGAAAAAAAAGGAAAGUUUAAGACUUUUUGUCAUAUUAUCGUAUAUCUUUGAGUUAGCUGUUUUUACAUAUAAAAAGAAAAGGAUUUUUGAGAAUCAAGAGAAUCGGGCACAUGGGUACUGACUGACGCACGAGGGAUGCGGAAGGCAUGGGUGACGUUUCAAACUGGGUUUACUCGUUUAAUUGGAACACCUAAAGGAAAUGAAAGAGUAUUUUUCGAAGAAUGGACGUUGAAUUAUUCCGUGACCUUUAUUCGUUUGAAACGUAUAAAGGUCUAUGGUCAUUAUCUUAUCUCGCGAAUUUCUACUCGUUUGUUACGUGUUGCCUCAUGAAGGAAUUCCGAGCAAUCAGCAAGCGUUAAAGCUCGAAUGACGUUGAAUACUCAGAACGACUCGAUUGCAAGAAACGAAUCUCUGGAUAUCCGUGUAUUCAUGUCUAUUAAAUUAAAAACCCACGCUAAAAUCUAUCGAGUACUAACGAUGACGAAUGUAUCCUGAUUCUUUGUCUAGGCAAUAUGUUUCUUCCUCCAGUAGUGCUCACAGAGCUUGCUGAAAUAGAAGAGAUCCACGGUUUUACUAAUUAUUAAAUUACAAUAUACUUUGGUUAUCUAAAAUUUGGAUAUCUUCACGAGUCAAGAAAAAGAAAAAGAAGAAGAAGACGAAGACGAAGAAAAGAAUUUAACUGUGAAGAUGAGGAUAGCUACGAAGUUACGAGUCAACAUUCUUCUUGGCUGGAUCUUUUAUUUUUUUACGUUUCUUCUACUUCCUGCACGAAUAAGUGCUCUCGAGGAGAACUGUACCGAUUUUCAAGGUGGAACAGUCAGGCACGGACUUCUCUAUGUGCCAGGUCCUGCGGUUUGUAGCUUGUGCGUUUGUUAUCACUCGGAACCGAUGUGGUGCCAAGCUAUAUACUGUACACCCCCAUAUAGAUGCAAGAAAUUCCGUGUUGGUGAACGUUGUUGCGAGUUCGAGUGUUUGGACGGCAUGGAUGGUGCACUGGACUGGACCGGACCGGAUUUAAUAAUUGUCGAUGGAUCAUCGAGAAUACAGGAUCAAGGAGUUUUCUGGUUGACGGCAUCUCUUGUUGCUCUUCUCUCCCUGUCCUAGUUCCGGAGACUAAUAAUUUGCUGCUGUUGCUAUUGUUGCUGAGUACCAAAUGCAAUGAUGAAAUAUCAUUCAUUUCUAUAAUUUCCAUCGAAAAGAAUAGUGAUUAAAUGAAACGUUUGGCCAAUAAGAUAAAAUCGUCCAAGUUACGAGGAACCGUCACCAUUUUUCACGAAUUCAAUCCAAUUUAAUCUUCUUCUUCUUCUUCUUCUUCUUCUUCGAAAAAAAAAUAAUUAUCGACCAUCCGUACGACGAUUUUUCGAUCAACGAAUUAAAAAGAACGAAUAAUAAAAAAAAAAAGGAAAAGGAAGUUCGAUUGUAGAAAUAUGACGAUUUGAAGAUUUAAAAAAUAUAUCAAAAAAUUAGUUUUUUAAAUAUUUGUUUUACCUUUGACAAGAAGAAAGAUUAUACGGGAUAUGAAAUAAACGAACGAUCGUGUGAUAAAUUCAUUAAUGACUGUAAUUAGCCGGGUAUUUAGGUGAGAUUUGUGUGUGUUGUUAGUCAAAAGGACAUUGUAGGUUAUAAAUAAAAAAAAUAUGAGACAGGUGAAUGAAAGGAAGAAAAGGAAAAGUAAAAAGAAGAAAAGAAUGAUUAUAUCUAAAGCCGUCUGAUCGUUUGUAUACGAUGAGUUAAUUAGAAUCGAUCUGUGAUUAGAUGCAAAGCGAUGCCCCCGGAUAUAUACAUGCAUAUAUUUAAAUACACUAACACAUAUAAUAUAUUAAUAUACAUAAAUACAUACAAGUAUAACUUAAAAUUUUCUUAUACGUAGAUACCUCUUUAUACCUUUCGCCUCUUUUUUCGAUAUAUUAUAUAAUAAUCAUAAUAAUAAUAAUUAUUAUUAUAUUAAUAAUUCUAAAUAGAUAAUUAGAAUAAAUUAAAUUCACAGUCGUUACAUAUCGUCACGAUUAUCAAAACGGGGAUUUAGAAAUAAAAAAAAAAUAAAUGAAGAAAAAUAUGUAGAGAAAGAGAAAGGAGCAUAGUUCACGAAUCGCCUGUUAUAAAUCGAUUUAGAAGAAUGUAAUUGUUUUUCUUGCAUUUUUUAGAACAUUUGUCUCUAUUGGGUUUCUUAAAAAGCUUGUAGUUAUUUUUGUUAAGAGAAUAAAAAAUAAAUUACACAAAAAAUAAAAAAUAAACCUGGAUCUUUGAGAAAGAGAGAAACACAUUAAAAUAUUUCUAACAAAAUUGCUACGAGCUUUCGUUCGACAAACCCUAAAGAUAUUGUUGUAUGUCCUUUUAAAUACAUAACAUGAUGAACACUCACACAUUUGCAUACUUCACAUAAAAAAAAAAACAUAUCAUCAGGAAAAAAAAA
This is a messenger RNA of Polistes dominula (European paper wasp), 2470 nucleotides long. RefSeq lists its product as uncharacterized. The record is from RefSeq and is a predicted model, not a curated record. Gene Ontology annotation, cellular component: membrane. NCBI's taxonomy places the organism in Eukaryota, Metazoa, Arthropoda, Insecta, Hymenoptera, Vespidae.